Molecule: messenger RNA, 2736 nt
Organism: Mucor mucedo
Lineage: Eukaryota; Fungi; Mucoromycota; Mucoromycetes; Mucorales; Mucoraceae
Product: peptidase S8/S53 domain-containing protein
Exons: 16
Coding region: 1-2736 (911 amino acids)
Biological process (GO): proteolysis
Cellular component (GO): cytosol
Molecular function (GO): serine-type endopeptidase activity; tripeptidyl-peptidase activity
Source: RefSeq, a predicted model, not a curated record
AUGCAUUGUCUCUUCUUAUUGUUGGCAAUAGGGCUUGUUCAUGGUCAUCAAACCAUGAACCCCGAUACCCAUUCUGACCGCUUCACCAUCCAAUUCAAAUCCUCUCUUGAUGACCCACUACUACUGUACAAAGACCAUGAUCGCUUUCUGAACUAUUUGCAAUCCCAAGAUAUGAUGCACCAUGUACGUGUCCGUUACAAUUACUCUAGUGUUAUCAAUGGUAUGUCUAUUCAGCUCGUACAACCCGACCUGACCGCAGCAAGUGCCAAGGACCCUAUUGACUGGCAUACCACCUUGGCCAAUUGCCCUUAUAUCCUACGUUACUGGUCCGGAAAGACCUACCAAAGACCCAAGACGAUCAAGGAGAUCCCCCUUAUGCACUCGGAAACGUUUCAACAAGAUGUCCUCGAUGCUUAUUUCGGAAACAGUUCUGUUGUGCCAUUGACUGUCGAUGGUGGAAAAGCCAAUUUACAGGACGCGCAUAUCUUGACGACUGCGGAUAGAGCACAUCAAAAGGGUUGGACUGGUAAAGGAGUGAAAGUUGGUAUCAUUGAUACUGGCAUUGAUUAUACUCAUCCUGCCUUGGGUGGUUGUUUCGGGGAUGGUUGCUUGGUUGCCUAUGGACAUGAUCUUGUAGGUGAUGCGUAUGGUCAAGCAAGCAAACGAAACCAGACAAUGACCCAUUGGGAUCAAUGUGAUGGUCACGGGACUCAUGUCGCUGGUAUUGUCGCUGCCAAUGAUACGCUCAAGGGUUUUCAAGGUGUCUCGGUUGGUGUAACUCUAGGUGCCUACAGAGUGUUUGGGUGUAAUGGGGAUACAGAUGACGACAUUAUUAUUGCAGCAGCUGAGAUGGCUGUGAAAGCGGGCAUGAAUGUCAUCAAUUUAUCCUUGGGAGGUGGUUAUAGCGCUUGGCAAGAGGAUCCGCUUGCUGUGGCUCUAUCGAAUAUAGCAGGAAAAAACAUCGUGGUUGUUGUAGCUCAAGGAAACGAGGGAACUGAUGGCAUUGCUCGAACUCCUUCACCCGCUAUAGGAAAAGGUUUGAUUUCAGUAGGAUCCAUUGAUAAUGAAGAGAAGUUAAGUCAAGUCAUUCAAUCUUCAGAUAAUGGCAUCUACGAAUAUCAAUUGACUGGAGGAAAUACCUUUACGGAAGACAGUGAUCCGUUGGUUCUAACGACCUUGAGUAGCACUGCUUGUGAACCUCUUAUCGGUCAGAACUUGACAGGUCAAGUCGUUAUGCUUCAAAGAGGUGCCUGUGAUGACCGUGUAAUGGCAGACAUGGUUUAUAAAGCAGGUGGCGCUGGUAUCUUGAUUUAUAAUAACGACACGGAUAUUUCAGAUAGCACACAAAACUACGAUACACCCAUUCCAGUAGCCGCUUUGGACUUUGAACGAGGUUCGGACCUGAUGAACAUGUUAUCCUUGUAUCAUCAAGAAGCGCCCUUUACUAUUCAAUUUACUGCUAAAUUGGUCAAAGUCAAAUCAUCCGGUCGUGCUUCAGCAUUUUCUACUUGGGGACCUGAUGCAGAGCUUCAUUUUAAACCCGAGAUUUUAGCAGUAGGUGGGUUUGUCUUUUCGACCUAUCCGGUGAGUAUGGGAGCCUAUGCGACCAUGAGCGGAACAAGCAUGGCUACGCCUUAUUUAGUAGGAUGCAUUGCCUUAUUGAUGGAAGCGACCGGCAUACGUGAUACCGCCACAGUUUUAAUGAAACUAGCUAAUUAUGCAAAGCCAAUUACAGCCAUGACAAUGAAUAGAGGAGAGGUUUUAGAAUCACCCAUUAAACAAGGAUCGGGAUUAGUACAGAUUUAUGAUGCGAUUUAUGGUCAAAGUCUAGUCUCGCCUAGUACGAUUUCUUUAAAUGACACAGAGUUCUUUACAAAACGAAUUCCUUUGGACCUGGCUAACCUCUCGAAUAAUUCGAGAAUCUUUUCAUUCAAUUUUGUCACUGCUGUCGGUAUCAAUGGAUACAACUUUUCAGAAAGUGCUGUACCGUUAUUAACACCGAGAUACUAUAUUGCUCACACGAAUGUCACCUUUGAACAGACAUCCUUAGAAUUAGGACCUUAUGAGUCUGCACAAAUCGAGGUGGAGUUUGGGCAACCCAUGAUGAACGUUCAGCACUUGAUUCAUGGUGGAUUUCUUAAGGUGGCUGCGGGGAAUGAUAUCACCCAUGUGCCGUUUUUUGGUUCGUUAGGAAAUCAAAAGGAUCUACCCAUUUUCGAUAGAGCGGCGGGGUAUCCUUACAUUGCGGAUAAUAUGGGCGUUAAAUCUACCGAAGACUCAAAGACUGAAUUCAAUCUGGCGUACGAUGCAGUGACAGUAUUCACACGCAUUGGUAACCCUACAUCGCAUAUUCAAUACCUCGUUUUGAAUGGUACAACAAACGAGGUCUUGGGAGAGAUUCCGUUAGGAUCCAACUCAUAUAUUUCCAGAAAUGAUCAUUCGCCCGAAAAUUUCGAUUACAUUUUGGGCUGGCGAGGUGGCAUAAUUCCUAUUAAUACAUCAUUGGAUGGGCCUCAGGUCUUGAUCUCUGUACCACCCACUCAUCCCAGACCCAUCUCGAUCAAUGUCCAUGGAAACGAUGCCUUGAAUAUUAAGCAGAGUAUCAAGGCAACUCAGGAUCGUGUACCCGUUGGUAGUUAUCGUAUUCGUGCCAAGGUCUUGAAAAUUUUUGGUGAGGCAAGAAGGGCAAAGGAUUGGGAAACUUGGGAUUCUCCCUUGUUUAAGAUUAUAGGAUAG